Molecule: messenger RNA, 485 nt
Organism: Boleophthalmus pectinirostris (great blue-spotted mudskipper)
Lineage: Eukaryota; Metazoa; Chordata; Actinopteri; Gobiiformes; Gobiidae
Gene: cfap276
Product: cilia and flagella associated protein 276
Exons: 4
Coding region: 60-470 (136 amino acids)
Source: RefSeq, a predicted model, not a curated record
CCGGGAGUUGAGCGUGUCGAUUUUCUGUCACAUUUCAGGCCAGGCUUAUUUGAAAAAAGAUGAACACGUCCAGUCGGGACCCAUAUCCUCCAUCAAAACUGGAAAACGACCUCACUUUGAGCGGAUAUAAGCCGCCGCCGAAAAGAACCUUUCACAAACCGACCUAUCUGGCGCAGACAGAAGAGCCAUGGAGCCGUCUUCAUAAUUCUGCUACAUGUUCCAGUUUCAGGAGGAGCACCCUGUUCUACUACCAGCAGGCCCCACAGGACAGCCUGGACUUUCAUUUGAAGACCAUCUAUGACCACCACAGGGACUUCUUCUGGAGUAAGAACCACAUCUUCUAUCAGAAGGACACUGUGUGUGACAACUGCAGACACACUGAGAAGCAAGGAGACAAAGAGACAGAGCAGGACCAGGACAUCAGACGAUGGGUCUACCCACAGCGUUGCUCCAUUUACAGUAUCAAAUAAAAGGUUAACUGCACC